Messenger RNA from Emericellopsis cladophorae, 654 nucleotides. RefSeq lists its product as uncharacterized. The record is from RefSeq and is a predicted model, not a curated record. Bases 1 to 654 code for a protein of 217 amino acids. NCBI's taxonomy places the organism in Eukaryota, Fungi, Ascomycota, Sordariomycetes, Hypocreales, Bionectriaceae. The transcript has a single exon.
AUGCGUUUCACGUCCGCCAUUGUCGCCGGCUCCCUAGCUGUUGCCGCCAGCGCCCAGUCCACCACCGCAAGCCUGAGCCCCGCUCAAACCUCGCAGGUAGCCUGCAUCGAGGAGUGUGACGCCGACGACCUCGCCUGCAUCGCGCGCUGCAGCCCUGUCCCCAACCCCAACGAGGACCAGGUCGAGGCCACCCACGAAUGCAUCAGCAAGUGCUACGACGAGCACGACGAGGGCACCGCUGAGAGCAUCGAAGCCUUCUCUCAGUGCCAGGACCUCUGCAUCGCUGCCGACUACUGGAACUCCACCGAGGGCACCCCCAAGCCCACUGGUGCCGUUGGCGGCGGUAGCAGCGACGAGGAGGACGAGGAGGACGAUUCCUCGAGCGAUGCCGCCAACCCCUCCGCCGUGACCACUGUCGCCACUGGCACCGCCACCGUGACCGAGACUGAGACCGGCACCGCCACCAUGUCGGCCACCGAGUCUGGCGACGACGAGUCUGCCACCGAGACCACUGGCGCCGACGACGCUGAGGAGACCGGCGCUGAUGGCGAGGAGGCUGACGGCGAGGGUGCCGACGGCGAGGGUGCUGCUGCCGGCCUCUUCGCCAAGACGGCCGCCAUUGUCGGCGCCUUUGCUGCCGUCUUUGCUCUGUAA